AUGGCGAGGACACGAUCAACGAAGCCCUCGACGGCGGCUUCGGCCACAGAUUCCGACUCGACCAAGUCAAAAUCGACAAUUACCCUCGUCUCCCACACCGGCGAGGCUCCCAAAGUCUUCAUUCUGCCGUCAAAGGCCACUCCGGAUGCCCGAAUUGUUACGCUCCCGAAUCCACGAAGCUCACAGCCGUCGCGAUACCUCGCAUGUCCCGAAACCGGCAUCUAUGAAUUCACAAAAUUAGCGACGCCGAAAUCAGUGCCCCGAAGUUGGCUUAUUGAGGCUGUGCCCAACUCCAAUGGAACAAACACAAACAACCAAGGCGCAGGACCAAGCGCGCAGGUGACCAUGGCAUCAGAGCUCUUUGUAGCAACAGCUAUUGAUCCUCUCUUCCUGGUGCUGCCAGCGUUGGCCGACGCCAAGGCAUCAAAGGGGUCAAAUGAAUUCAAGCGGUUAUUUCUUUCAAGCGAUGACCACUUGGAUAAGCUACCACAGGAGAACUCACAUUUAUCCGAGAUUAUGCGCUGGGGGACAACGCGGCGACUGAUAGAAAGCCGGAUGGGUGCAGUUUGCGACACGAUUGAGGCUGGUGAUGAAGCCAUGUUUCGGCUAAAUGAGAAGAAACUCUUGGACGUUGUCUUUCAAAAGGCCAAGAGGAUGAGCGAGAGUGGCUUGCCACCGAGCAUGGAAGACAAGUUUGUGAAAAAGGUUCUUCAGGCACCGAUGAUGCAUAGAGUGGUGCGGACAGGAGAGAGUCAGCUGAGCGGUAAUAACACCGACUCGACAUCUUCUACUCCACAGACAGAGUCGGCAACAUCUCAGUCUACAGAAUCAACCACCGAGACUAGCGAUACAUCAGUAUCUCAAGCAAGUACAGCUGCAACAUCAGUCGCUGAUGAGCCGGCAGAGGAGAACUUUGCCAGUUCGUUACAAGCCUCACCAGAAGUUGUCGAGCAGCAAAGACUGAAAGUAGCGUUUGAGUUUAUCUGCUCUAGCUACGUGGCCCCUUUGUUGGCAGACAAUCUCCAAAAGUCAUUUUCUGGAACAGGAGGUCUCAAAGAUUUUUCUCUUCUCAAUGAUUACAUGGCCAGUCUCGAGAAGCUUCGGUCAGAAACCAUGGCAGUGAGAGCACAGGACUACGGACGCAAGAGAAAUCAAGAUGAAUUGGACGAUGAGGCUCGGUUGGAGAAGAAGAGGAAGAUGGAAGAGGAAAAGAAGAAGAAAGCAAGCGAAAGUCGCGGAGUCCGGGACCUCAAAAAGGUCAACACCAGCGGCAUGAAGAAGCUAAGUCACUUUUUUCAGAAGAAAUAG
This is a messenger RNA of Trichoderma gamsii, 1308 nucleotides long. RefSeq lists its product as hypothetical. The record is from RefSeq and is a predicted model, not a curated record. The transcript has a single exon. Gene Ontology annotation, biological process: ribonucleotide metabolic process; RNA catabolic process. Bases 1 to 1308 code for a protein of 435 amino acids. Gene Ontology annotation, cellular component: ribonuclease H2 complex; nucleoplasm. NCBI's taxonomy places the organism in Eukaryota, Fungi, Ascomycota, Sordariomycetes, Hypocreales, Hypocreaceae.